GAAUAUGCACGCUCGACUGCUAAUGCACAUGUGAUGCUGCGAGACAGGACGAGAGUAUGAGCUAUAAUUCCACAUGAUGUGCAUGGGACGACAACAGCCUUUCCUUACAAGACCAAUGCAAACGCCUUAAAACCACUUUUAAGGAAAUCUAAAGGAAGGAAGAUGUUUUUUCUUCACGCGCAAGAUGGAACGGGGACAAAUCGGACGCCUGAAAAUCGAGAAGUGCGCCAAAUUGCGCCUAUGACUUUACUGUUGAGUCUGGUGCGUUUGCAGCUUAUGAUCAGUAGAAUCGAAAUGCGCUGAACGCAACACAAUACAGGAUGUAUACAGAAAUGCAACGCAGAGGGCAAUGAAAGACUUUGUUUGUUAUCGGUUAAGUGAAGCCUUUUGGCAAAGCACUUGAGAAAAGGAGCGGAGAAAUCUUGAAAUGCGCACCUCUUGCUGUUUCUAACGAACUGUCACCCGCUCUCUCUCUCUGAACGGAGAGUCAGCUUUGGGAACAACAUGACACGGACGCGCUUCUGCUGUCAUUAACGGGGACAAAUCAGACCAACGCAGCGGCAAUCCGAUCAAUAGACUAUCGAUAAGCUCAUAUAUAAGGCUAAUCAUCACGCCUGCCUAUGUUUGCUUACCCUGUUUAGGAGAGUAUGCUGUGGGACGAUGAACAAACUGCUGACAAGUCAUAUUAUGUUCAUUGGGAAGAUCUGUGGGAGUUCAUGGAUCUAUUUUUGAGCUCCUCAAGAGAUUUUUACAUUGAAAUUAUGAUAUGUGUUUUGCAAGAUGACUGCUACAGUCAGCAUAGCGUCAGACAAACCAGAUCAACUAGUUGCUCCGAUUCCUGUGUAAGCACUCUCGGUUUGGUGUGGAAUUAUGGGGUGACUGCUCAGUCGACUCGGUGAAGAAGCUAUGGAUGUGAACUACUCCACGGUCCUGGACAGCAGUGUGUCACAGCGCGAUUCGUCGAAGCGAGUUCUGACUGGUUGUUUCCUCUCGCUCCUCAUCCUGACCACCCUGCUGGGCAACACUUUGGUCUGCGCUGCGGUCACAAAGUUUCGUCACCUGCGCUCAAAAGUCACCAACUUCUUUGUUAUAUCGCUGGCUAUUUCUGACUUGCUGGUGGCCAUUUUGGUGAUGCCAUGGAAAGCGGCCACCGAGAUUGUAGGGUUUUGGCCAUUUGGCGCCUUCUGCGAUGUCUGGGUGGCCUUUGACAUCAUGUGUUCCACUGCCUCCAUCUUGAAUCUGUGCGUCAUCAGUGUGGACCGCUACUGGGCCAUUUCUAGCCCGUUCCGCUACGAGCGCAAGAUGACGCCCAAGGUGGCGUUCAUCAUGAUAAGUGUGGCGUGGACGCUAUCCAUCCUUAUCUCCUUCAUCCCCGUGCAGCUAAACUGGCACAAAGCCCAGGCGACCAGUUACACGGAGCUGAACGGCACCUACGGCGAGCUUCCUCCAGACAACUGCGACUCCAGCCUUAAUCGGACAUAUGCCAUCUCUUCUUCCCUGAUCAGUUUUUACAUUCCUGUGGCCAUUAUGUUGGUCACUUACACCCGCAUCUACCGCAUUGCCCAGAAGCAGAUACGCCGGAUCUCGGCACUCGAAAGAGCGGCCGAAAGCGCCAAGAACCGCCACAGUAGCAUGGGUAACAACGGUAGUAUGGAGUCUGAAAGUUCCUUCAAGAUGUCCUUCAAGCGUGAAACCAAAGUUCUCAAGACCCUCUCGGUCAUCAUGGGCGUUUUCGUGUGCUGCUGGCUGCCCUUCUUCGUCUUGAACUGCAUGGUUCCUUUCUGUAACCCCAACGAGAGCUCUGACUUCUUCUGCAUCAGUUCCACCACCUUCGAUGUCUUUGUCUGGUUCGGUUGGGCCAACUCCUCACUCAACCCCAUCAUCUAUGCCUUCAAUGCUGACUUCCGAAAGGCAUUCUCCAUCCUGCUGGGCUGCCAUCGACUCUGCCCCGGCAGCAACGCUAUAGAGAUUGUGAGUAUCAACAACAACGGUGGCCCUCCGUCUACUUCUCAGUAUCAGCCUAAGGGCCACAUCCCAAAGGAGGGCAACAACAGCAACUAUGUGAUCCCUCACAGUAUCCUCUGCCAGGAGGAGGAGAACCAGAAGAGGGAGGACGACUCUGGGAUAAAGACCUUUGAGAAACUGUCGCCUUCCAUGUCAGGCAAUUUGGAUAGCGAUGCAGAUGUCUCGCUAGAAAAGAUAAACCCCAUAACACAAAACGGGCAGCACAAAUCCAUAACCUGCUGAGCAUUGGGUGAGAUCUGACCCCAACAAAGAAUCCUUGUUUCUAUACAGUACGGAACCCAAAAAAGCUUCACUGAGGACCUUAAAAACAUUUCUUGGACUAAAUGAAACUUG
Sinocyclocheilus rhinocerous is the source of this 2358-nucleotide messenger RNA. Its product is annotated as D(1)-like dopamine receptor. Gene Ontology annotation, molecular function: G protein-coupled receptor activity; dopamine neurotransmitter receptor activity, coupled via Gs. The transcript has 2 exons. Gene Ontology annotation, biological process: vasodilation; adenylate cyclase-activating adrenergic receptor signaling pathway; positive regulation of MAPK cascade. Lineage: Eukaryota; Metazoa; Chordata; Actinopteri; Cypriniformes; Cyprinidae. The record is from RefSeq and is a predicted model, not a curated record. Bases 907 to 2247 code for a protein of 446 amino acids. Gene Ontology annotation, cellular component: plasma membrane.